Messenger RNA from Nerophis lumbriciformis (worm pipefish), 1026 nucleotides. The record is from RefSeq and is a predicted model, not a curated record. NCBI's taxonomy places the organism in Eukaryota, Metazoa, Chordata, Actinopteri, Syngnathiformes, Syngnathidae.
AUGCAGCAGAAUGGCGCGAGUAACUCCAACGGCUGCGAAGGCGGCGGCGGGGAGGGAGAUCGGCACUCUCCGUCCCGAAGCCCCCUGCUACCGGCGGCGACGACUCGGGUGAGGCGUUUCAUCCAGGAGCGGCGAACGCUGCCGCUGCCCAAAGUCAUGGUCGUGUUCUCGGCCGCGAGUGACGCUGACAAAGCCAGCGAUGCUAUAGCCGACGAAGACUCCCGGAAACCGGCCUCCCCGGCAAGCGUCGGCCGAGGCAAGCCGCCGCGCUGCCCGUUGAACGCCGGGCAGGAACAAGAGUUCCCUGAGGUGAUCUCCUUGAACGUGGGCGGCUCUCACUUCACCACCCGCCUGUCCACGCUGCGCCGCUAUGACGACACCAUGCUUGCCGCCAUGUUUAGCGGGCGCCACCACAUCCCCCGCGACACUGACGGCCGCUUCUUCAUCGACCGGGACGGCGCCUACUUUGGGGACAUUCUGAACUUCCUGCGUGAGGGUGAACUGCCCCAUCGCGAGCGAAUCAGGGCGGUGCACCGCGAGGCCCAGUACUACUCCAUCGCACCCCUGCUGGAGCGCUUGGAAGACACGCAACCGCUCACUGGAGAGAAAGUGCGACAGGCCUUCCUGGACCUGCUGCCCUACUACAAAGAUAAUCUGGAGCGCAUCGUGGAGAUCGCCAAGCUGCGCGCCACGCAGAAGAAGGCACGCUUCGCCAAGCUGAAGGUGUGCGUUUACAAGGAGGAGACGCCCAUCACGCCGUACGAGCGGCCGCUUUUCAACUCGCUGCGUUUCGAACGCCCCGAGGGCGAGGCCAACCUCUUCGAGCACCACUGCGAGGUGGACGUCACCUUCGGGCCGUGGGAGGCGGUGGCCGACGUCUACGACCUGCUGCACUGCAUCGUGGGCGACCUGUCGGAACGCGGGAUCGCCGCCGAGCAGCAGUGCAUCGGCGUGUGCGACAAGCACCUCGUCAAUCACUACUACUGCAAGAGGCCCAUCUAUGAGUUUAAGAUCACGUGGUGGUGA